AUGGAAGCUACAUCUUCCAAAAGACCAAGACAAACCAAAUCAUCCGCCCGCCGUCGGAAGCCUAGAUCUCCAUCACCUCCAUCCAGAUCUCCCUCACCUCCAUCUAGGUCCCCAACACCCCCAGCCGACCCGUCUCAUUUUGGUGCCGUAGCUCACAGAAUCAUUGCUUCGCUCGUCGCCCCUAGAGAGGAGCGAAGCACCAUUACCGCGCUGGAACUUAAAAUCCUUUAUGCAAUGACCCAUCCCGAGAAUAACCUCAUUCCUCAUUAUGGUCGGUUUCUGUGCCACAAGCUCAUCCGCCUUAGUGCAUCCCGAUCGGGAAAGAUUGUUUGCGGGGGUAUUGUCAGCAUGCUCGCCAAGAGCGCCCACAUCCGAGCCCCAUACCCCGGACCCCACCAGCCACUGCCGGGUGAGCCUUAUCUCACCACCACUGUCCUUGAGUCCAUGCGACUCUUCCGCUCGGCAGGCGAUGGUACACACCAUUGGACCGUGGGUCAAAAUCAUGAUCCCAAGCUCCUCAUCACACCAGAAAAUAAAGGCAUUCUUGAUUUCCGAAAUCCCAUUCAUAUGACUGAUUGCGAAGAAAACGAGGAAGAUGGUGAUGAUGAUGAAGAAAAGGAGGAGCCUCACCAUGCUUCUCCCACCGAUGGUGGCAGCUCAUCCCAUUUUGCUGCACCCCCGCCUUAUCAUCAACAAUAUAUGGACGAAUUCCAAUCAAUCCAUACCCGCCUCGACACCUAUCAGCAGGAUAUUACCAGCCUGACCAAGAAUUUUUCCACCUUCACCACCCAGUAUGCUCGGGAUCAAGAGCGUCAACGCAAACAUGAGGAGGACUUCUGGGCUUGGACCCGAAACCCCAACUACUAUCCUCCUCCGUUUUAG
Molecule: messenger RNA, 882 nt
Organism: Lactuca saligna
Lineage: Eukaryota; Viridiplantae; Streptophyta; Magnoliopsida; Asterales; Asteraceae
Source: the annotation of a GenBank genome assembly